CAACAUGGCUGCGCGCAGAGGGAAAAUUAAAGAAAUUUCUACAUCUAAAGAUCUAGGCAAGCUUCGCUGCAUUAUACAUGUGUGUCAAGGUGUGGAAGGUAAAUUGACAACCUUUUCAGCUACCACAUGGGAUAAAUGCGUAGAGUGUGCUACGAAAUGGUCAAAAUUAACGGGCGAACUUAGUGAUAUUUCGAACAAUCUUUUUAGAAGUGGCGUACUUGACAUUCCGUUUUCAAAAGACGCUUGUGUACACUUUGGCUAUCAUAAAUCAUGUUAUCAAAAGUUUACAAACAAGAUAUACAUUGAGAAAUCACAAAAGGCUAGUGACAAAACAGCAUUGGUAGUGCCAGAAGAAAAUGAAUCAAAUAACGAUGAUACUGAUGUCAGCUCUCCAAAAAAACUCCGGUCCAGUUCUGUUGUGUCAAAAGUCGGUGAAUCCAGCUGUAGUGUUUUACCAGCAUUAUGCAUCAUAUGCAAGAAGAAAGACUUAUGUGUCACUGUUGGACACAAACGAGUUAAAGACAAGCUAAUACAUGCAGAAACUGAGUCAGCUGGUCAGUUGCGAGAGGCAGCCACUCAGAAGUGUGAUGAAACAAUUCUACUUCACAUUCGAGACAAGGAUUGUGUAGCUAUUGAAGUAAAAUAUCAUCGUUCAUGCUACAAAAAUUACACAAGAUUCCUGAGAAAGAAGAAAAGUGAACCUGUUCCAAUACAACAGUAUUCAACUGCAUAUGCCUUGUUUUGUGAGACUGUGGUGGUAACUCGCCUGCUGAAAAAUCACGAGAUUUUGAGAAUGUCAUUGCUGCUACUUCUGUUUAGACGCUUUGUAUCCAAACAUGAAAUGAAUGAUGCCACAAGUUACAGAACUGAUCAACUGAAAAGACGUAUUGAGAAUGACUAUCCACAACUUACUUUUCAUUCUCCAUGCCGGAAGAAUGUUAGCGAGCUAGUCUUCACAGAGACCUUGUCACAUGAUGAUCUCCUGGAAGGAUUCCAAUCAGAGAGUGAGCUUGGAUCAGACUUAACACCAAGCGACACUGACACUGAGGCAAGCAGUCCUAUGAAGUCUACUGUAUCAGGUCUAUAAGCCAGAAGCAGUGCUUUUAGUUCCAUGCAAACCUUAUAUGAAACAAGUGUCAUUCUUCAAAGAGAUAUUAAAGAACAACCUCGAAUGGAAACCCCAUGGCCACCAACAUCAGAUACUAUGAACAUUGAAUCAUGUGAAUCAGUUGUUCCUGUGGAACUGUACAACUUACUUGCUUGGAGCAUUGGAGUCUCAGAAGAGCUUUCUAUUUCAGAGAGGGUUAGUGUUCCCGAUAGUAUUUAUUUAAAACUGUUGUCUAUUUGUCAGGAUGUUGUUUAUCUGGCAUCAAAUGGAAGAAGACAAACUCCAAAAUAUUUAGCCUUGGGUCUCACAGUCCGACAUUUGACUGGUUCUUGUCAGCUGUUAGAUAUUCUGAAUAGAUUUGGCCACUGUGCUUCAUCUGAUGCAAUUGUUGGUUAUGAGACAAGCCUGGCCCAACUCCAACUUGAGACAGGUGGAGACAUUCCCAAAGGUUUUGAAAAGCAAACACCCACUGUAAUGGUUUGGGACAAUAUAGACUUUGGAGAGGAAACCAAAUCUGGUGCUGGUACAACCCACCAUACGAAUGGCAUCAUGAUACAGAGUAAGCCAACCGCAUCAGAUGAAGGGAACAGGACAGCAGUCAUCAAAAAAGGACAACGUACUCUGAAUCCACCACCAUGCCAGAUAGAAGUCUAUCAUCAAAAAAAGAGACAUGGCCCAGAAGAUCUUACAGUUAGUGACCAUGACCUGCAGGUGGCCAUCGUCAAGGAAAUGGUUGUCCAUGCCAGAAAAACGGAUUUAUUCUAUGUCAUACUGAAAUACACACAGAGCGAUGAACCAAACAUUCCAGGCUGGCGUGGCUUCAACAUACACCUUCAAGAAGAUGGUCCAUUACAUGAUGAUGAUAGUGGUGAUGAGAUGGACUAAAAUCUAUACAAAUACAUAAAUAUACAUUGUUUGACUGUAUAUGUGCAGAACAGUUGUGAGAAAGCAGAAACAUAAGCCAAAAACGCCUGCACAGUGCAUUUCACAGCUAAUUAAAAAAAUUUUUUUUUAAAUGCAGGCCUAUAAGGAGUUAGAACUAUGGUACUAAUAGGUACUAGUACCUAUUCAAAGUGAUUAGACCAUUUAAAAUAAUUAAACAUCUCAAAUCUUCAUAUCAGUAAUAUCACAAUCUGAUAUAUAAGAUGGACUGCAAUUUCUUAAAAGUCAACCCGAGUUAUUUGCCUUUUCAUCUACGAGAUUCUUCAUAAUUUCCAAUAACUUCAAAUAUAUAUAUUGUCAAAUUAUAUAUUACAGGGACAAGAGAAGUAUCCAGACCACUUCUAUCAAGAAAGUUUGCACAAAAAAAGCAUUGCAGUAAAAAAAAAACGUGUUUGCACUUAAUUGACCUUUCACCUCUAUGUUUGACCUUGUCCACCAUUGACUACCCUCCUGGAUUGACUUUUUGAAUAGUACAGACUAUUAACUCUUUAGAAAUACACCUGGUUACUUCCAUUAAAAAUGCAUUUACCAUAGCUCUUGUUUUAAAUUUAUUAUUACAAAUAUUUAUAUUAAAAUAGUACAACUUUUCACUUUAUAUAUUAUGGGUUGAAACACAUUCAGAGUUGAUUUUUAACACUUAAAUGUAUUUCAAUACUAUGUUUCUAUAGAAUUAAGGCAGUUAAAUUGUAUAAGGAGCAAUAACUUUUCUGAAAUUUAAUUUUAUUAGGGCAUACCCAAAAUUACAAAUUUUAAACUUUUUUAUGACAUUUUGACCUCUGGUUAUCCAAUUAAAUACAAUAUUUGCAUAUUUAUUAUUGCAUUGUAUAGAUGACUCUAAUACAAAUGUUUUGAGUG
Gigantopelta aegis is the source of this 2905-nucleotide messenger RNA. RefSeq lists its product as uncharacterized. NCBI's taxonomy places the organism in Eukaryota, Metazoa, Mollusca, Gastropoda, Neomphalida, Peltospiridae. The coding region runs from base 5 to 1087 and encodes 360 amino acids. The record is from RefSeq and is a predicted model, not a curated record. The transcript has 4 exons.